Drosophila miranda is the source of this 1398-nucleotide messenger RNA. Its product is annotated as maltase A3. Gene Ontology annotation, biological process: carbohydrate metabolic process. The record is from RefSeq and is a predicted model, not a curated record. NCBI's taxonomy places the organism in Eukaryota, Metazoa, Arthropoda, Insecta, Diptera, Drosophilidae.
UGACAAUCGAUCGAAAUGGGUGCGAUGGUAAAAAUUCUAACGCUCUCCUGCUUUCUGGCCCUCACGCUGCCCACGUUGGCUGAGGUGGGCUGGUGGAAAACGGCCCAGUUCUAUCAGAUCUAUCCCAGAUCCUUUAAGGACAGCGGUGAUGAUGGUGUGGGCGAUAUCAAAGGCAUAACACAGCAGUUGGCUUAUCUGAAGGAAAUUGGCAUUACGGCCACCUGGCUCUCGCCGAUCUUCACUUCGCCCAUGGCUGACUUUGGCUAUGAUGUGGCCAACCUCACCGAUAUUGAUCCCAUCUUCGGCACAAUGGAGGACUUUGAAGGGCUCUUGGCACGCGCCAAAGAUCUUGACAUCAAGAUUAUCUUGGACUUUGUGCCCAACCACACCAGCGAUGAGUGCGACUGGUUUAUUCGGUCUGCGGCUGGUGAGGAGGAGUACAAGGACCUCUAUGUGUGGCACACCGGGAAGGUGGUGAACGGGAUCAGACAGCCACCCACCAACUGGAUUGGCGUGUUCCGUGGAUCCAUGUGGACGUGGCACGAGGGUCGUCAGGCCUACUACCUGCACCAGUUCCAUGCCAAGCAACCGGAUCUCAACUAUCGCAACCCCUCGCAGAUCCCCUUCAACUUCAAGCUGCUGGCGAACAUUGGCUUCGACUCCGACGCCUACCACUACUCGGAGCUGAUCCACAACUGGCUGGACAAUAUGCCCGAGGGCCAGGUGGCCAAUUGGGUGUUUGGCAACCACGACCAGAGUCGCAUUGGAUCCCGCCUCGGUGCCGACCGCAUCGAUGCCUGCAACAUGAUGGUGACUGACUCCCUGCCCGGAGUCAGCAUCACCUACCAGGGCGAGGAGAUGGGCAUGACAGACGUCUUUAUCAGCUGGGAGGACACUGUGGAUCCCCAGGCCUGCCAAACUAACGAGGAGGAGUUCGAGAGCCACACCCGUCCCUUCCAGUGGAGCGACGAGAAGAACGCUGACUUUAGCGAUGCCACAUGGCUGCCCGUGGGCCUGGACUACAAGCUGGUCAAUGUCAAGCGGGAACGCGGCAUUGCCCUGAGCCACCUGAACAUCUACAAGCAGCUUCGUGCACUGCGCGAUGAGCCCACCCUGAGGCAGGGAGAUGUCACCGUCACCGCCAUCGGUCCCAAUGUUUUGGCUUUCAAGCGCUCGCUGGCUGGCCAGAAGUCCUACAUAACUGUCAUCAACAUCAACGAUGAUGUUGAGUCGAUCAAUCUGGACUCGGUCUUUACCUCAAUCUCGUCGCAGCUACAGUACGUUGUGGUAAACGACAAGAGCGUCCGUCGGAAGAAUGAUCUGACUUUCGCCAACUCCGUGCUGCUUAUGCCCAAGGAAGCUGUUGUGCUGAGCAUUGUUUAAUAAAAUUUAAAAAAU